Homarus americanus (American lobster) is the source of this 5979-nucleotide messenger RNA. Its product is annotated as stearoyl-CoA desaturase 5-like. The transcript has a single exon. Gene Ontology annotation, cellular component: endoplasmic reticulum membrane. Lineage: Eukaryota; Metazoa; Arthropoda; Malacostraca; Decapoda; Nephropidae. The record is from RefSeq and is a predicted model, not a curated record. Gene Ontology annotation, biological process: unsaturated fatty acid biosynthetic process. The coding region runs from base 143 to 1183 and encodes 346 amino acids. Gene Ontology annotation, molecular function: iron ion binding; stearoyl-CoA 9-desaturase activity.
CGCACCGGUACAGCCAGUUAGCUCUGAGCCGGCGUCUUGGGAAGUCGAUACGAUCUUGACUCAACGAAGCUGCUUGCUGUAGCUACUCUGUGACUCUAUCAAUAUCGUGGUUGGUGCAAUUGGUUUUUACUUUUGAGGAGUGAUGGCGCCACAAGCCCCAGAUCAGGAAGUUAAAGGGGAGCUGUUGGAAGAUGAUACGGCCCCCCACCACCACGACAUGGAGGUGCGAGAAGUAGAUAUAAGUCUACGGAGAAUCAUCCACGAUCUUCGUCAUCUGGACUGGUCUAAAGUAGUUUGGCGAAAUGCAAUAUUGUUCGCACUCUUACACAUGUACUCUGUGUAUGGGUUAUACCUGGCAAUUUUCGCAGUAAAGUGGAAAACGAUAGGUUUCAGUGUGUUGCUGUACUUCAUGGCUGCGUUAGGGAUUACAAUGGGUGCUCACCGCCUGUGGUCUCAUCGAUCUUACAAGGCAACUUUACCACUACGUGUGAUUCUUGCAGCUUUCCAGACACUGUCUUUCCAAAACGACAUCUUUGAGUGGGCCAGGGACCACCGAGUGCACCACAAAUACAGUGAAACAGACGCCGAUCCCCACAACGCACGCCGCGGCUUCUUUUUCUCUCACAUGGGGUGGCUCAUGUACCGCAAACACCCUAAAGUUAUUGAGAAGGGCCGUAACCUAGACCUGUCUGACCUGAAGGAAGAUGCAAUAGUGAUGUGGCAGCGCAAACACUACGUACCUGUGGUGUUAUUAACGUGCUUCGUGAUGCCCACCUUCCUCCCAUGGUUUUUCUGGGAGGAAAAUGCAGUCAACGCCCUAAUGGUGGCUGGCUUCCUUCGCUACACCACCGUCCUUCACGUCACCUGGCUUGUCAACUCCCUGGCUCAUUGGGUAGGAAACAAGCCCUUCGACAAGAGUAUUUACCCUUCCCAGAACCCCGUGGUGGCUUAUUUGGCGUUAGGCGAGGGCUGGCAUAACUAUCAUCACGUUUUCCCCUGGGAUUACCGCACCGCCGAGCUCGGGGGACUAGUCGACUACAACAUCACGAGCCUGGUCAUCGGCUUUUGCAGUAAGAUUGGGUUGGCUUAUGAUCUAAAGACAGUCACGCCGGAGAUGAUAGAGAAGCGAGCCAAUCGAACAGGAGACGGCAGUUACGUGGAAAACGCCAUGAAGACGAAGUGAGGAACUAGUUCUUAUUGCACAAAUGUAUAUUCUACACGCCCACAAGCACAAUGGCACUUCAAACACCUCUCCCAGCGCUCUAUAAAAGUUUUCUUGCAAGUCAAGGUAUUUAUAUACGUGUAGAGUAGAAGUGAUGUUCAAACUUCCAUGAGUAGGUUUUGUUUUUCAUUUGUUUUGGAUUUCAAUUUGAAUAACGGAACUAAUAUAAAGUAUAUAUAUAGUAAAUUUUUCUAAGAUUUUUUUUAUAAGGAAAACAUUCGAAUCCCAUGAUGAAAUACAAUUUUUCCUGAUAUGGCAGAAUAGAAUAAAAUGUUUGUCUUGGGUAGAAAUUAUAUAUGUAUGGAAACUGGUUGUACCCAAGUGAAAUCUGGGGUGUAUUUCCCCCGGUAAACAAAAGGUUUUUGGGUAUUAAUUAGGUUAUUUAGUUCAUCUAAUUUAUAUUUUGUUUAAACAAGUUUAACAUUUGUAAUUUGCUGUGAACUUGAAUUAAUUUGGAAAUAUUCAGAAAACUUUAUUUAAUGUUCAAACUUGUAAAUUCCUGGCGGCGUACCUCAUUUGGUGCGACGCUCAAAGAUAAGCGGUAGUACGUGUCAAGAUCAUUAUCAUUAAAAUACAUUAGUUCGUUCUUGAGUUGUCACUCAGAUUUAAGUCUCCGAAAUGUUGAAGCAAAUUUUUUGAUUCGGAACUUCAUUAUGGAUGACCGAUUUAGGACAUGCUCCCUUGAAGUUCCACGAAGCAUGUUAACUACAGUACUCAUUGAAGGUGGCAACAAACGAGUUUAUUGUAACUUAUUUAAUUUUAAAGCGUGUCUUCUUGAUUCUUGCAACUUGAAGGGUUGGUUUGUUUGGCAUUGUUUGUACCUAGACUUGGCACUAUAAGUAAGGAAUUUUAAGUGAAAUUUAUGCAUAAAUAUAGUUUGAUCAUUAUUAAGCAAUACUUUAUAUAUAUAUAUUACUUUUGGUUUUAGACAUUGUCCAUAAUUAUCAUGCUUGUCACCAUCCAGACUGGGAAACCUUUUCAAGCUAACAUUCUUGUAUGCCAGCCAAUUUUGUCAUGUUUUCUUUUUCGUACAGCAGUAUGGCCGUGUCUAUAAGUAACCUUUCUCUACCCUCUUUGUCAAUGAUCUGCCUAAUUAACAUUAAUCACAUGACCAUUCACUAUAUACGAUACCUUUUAUCUUUCUAGUCAUAGUUUAAUUAUUAAUGGUAAUGGACGUAGAGAUUCGUCAACGCCACACAAAAAUCUCAGCCUCAUUCUCUAGCCUACAAAUAACCUUCCCCCUACCUUGAUCGUAACUGAGAAAACGUGAGACCGUGAGUCACUGCUUUGGGGGACUGCUUCAUGUCUUCCUCGGUCUCCCGUUAUUUCUUAUCAUAGUUGUUAAAAAAUCAUAUUCUUUAUACGUGAAUUUAAAAGUUAAGGAAUUUCAUAUGGAUAUUUUAUAUAAAUUAGACUUCAUAUCGAUUAAUUUUGUCACUGUCGGUUACGCUUUUAAACUUCCACGUGGAUUAAAUCAAUAAAACAUAAUUUCAUCUUGAUAGGUAGAGCGACGUGGCCGUAGUAUCAGAGUAUUGGCUAAGACGGUAUCAAAUGGCUUUAGAAACCCACAUUAUAUUUUCUGCGCUCUUAAAUGAAAUGAAGUGAAGUAGUGUUACUUCAGCCAACUGUAAACCCGUGGACUGAAUAAAGUUUUCAAAAUAUUUCAGAGUUGAGUUGUGUUGUGUUGUAGUGUAAGAGGUGUGUAGGAUGGUGGUUCGCACGAGUGAGGAAUCCAAGUACUUUGUUUACCUCUAUCAGCUGACUAGGUUGAGCACAUGCCCGCCCUCACCUGACCACGUAACCGGAGUUAUUUAGAGUAUAUUUCUCGAUUGUGUAUGAGCUGCAUUACCAUUCACUAUUUUGUUACGUGUACUAAAAGUUUAUGGUGGUGCCAAAGGGUGUAUUUAUAAUUGACACCACCAUUUAUUAUUCUUGAGUGUAAUACAUUGCCCUUGUCGUCAUAACCUCAAUAACAGACGAGGGACUAGUUAAAAUGACUUUUACCAGAACAUGUGUUGCCCAAGAGUAGGGGAAUAGUGGUGUCCUGAUUCACCAUACCUCGCUGGUGAGUCUGGUGUUGCCUGCACCACCAUUGCCUCCUGGCGAGUCUGGUGCUGCCUGCACCACCACUGCCUGCUGGUGAGCUUGGUGCUGCCUGCACCACCACUGCCUCCUGGUGAGCCUGGUGCUGCCUGCUGGUGGCAAAUUUACCCACUUUCGCCCACUCUACUUUGGAAGGCUUCAUGUGGCUCCAGUAAAACUAUUAUUUUUUUGUCAAUCUUAUCUGUGGCAUUGGAUAUUUGUCCAUGGUUAGGCAACAGCAAGUUUAAAGUGAUCACUUAUUAAAUACAUUUGAUACCAGCAAGGUUAGUUAUAUACUGGUUUUGAUAAUCAAUGUUUGACGUUCAAACAUCGUGAAUGAAUUGUUUAUAUUAUAUGUAUAUGCAGAAGUUUAGUGAACUAUUUGAAACAUAGUGACCUGUCAGUGUCUGAUAGGUUAUAUAUUCUUUUGUAUUGCCACCAUCUGAAGGGUGUUACUGAACUUUUGUAACAAUUUGAGAAUGGUAGAAUUAUUUUUUCCUGCGUGAUAGAAUUUCAUCAGAGUAAUCUGGUAUAAAUCACAUGUGAUAGAAUGUUACCCCAUGUAUUGGAGUGUGAUGAGUACGAUAGAGGCCAUGGUUACAUUCCAGCAAAGCUUAAUAUUACGAAGAUAAAACAUUAAACCGUGUGAUAUAAGCAUUCAUAUCAAAAUUGUCAAAUGUAUAAUUCUUUGAAAUUGACUGUAUUAACUUGCAGGAGAAUAUAUAGUUACUAGUUAUAUCUCAACUACUGUAUAUGGUGUUCAUAGGUAGGGUUGGGCAAGCCAGCCUAGCCACAGACGAGCACCCACUGCCCACAGUCCGGUGUGUUUGGUGGCUCUUCCUUACUUUACUCUUGCAGUACCACUCAGGAUUGUGAACUGUUAAUUUUCACACGACCAGUCAAGAGCUCAUCCUGACCUUUUGAAUGACCAAUUGGAUUGCAGUAUUAGAUUCACUCACUGGACCAAUCAAAUUCUGAUUGAAGUUUCCGCUCCCAAAUAGGCUACAUGCUUAUGUAUGGAUUUGUAUAAUGUUCCUUGUUUAGUUUAUUAUGCAAGCUGAUUAUGUACUGCAUGUUGUAUUAUACCAGCCUAUACCACAGUACCUCCGGAAGACCGGUGUGCUUGAUAAAUGCCAUAUCUUCACGAUUGGGCCCUCCCUUGCUUUGUACUGUAUUUAGCUCUACCGAUUCAUCAAAUAUAUGAAGGAGUCCCAGUCAUGGGUUGUGUAUUGAUUGUAUUAAUUAUCAUGUAUGCUUUAAAGACACUCCAGUAUUUGUACAGGGCUGCCACAUACAUAGUUUGAUGAAUCGGUUUUUAUAAUAUCUGCUGUAAUGUUUGUUUUGCUGUCAAGGCUGUUGUAUGAUAUAUUCUCCUCUGCUGGUUCUGUAUUAUCAUGUAUUACCCAUUCCAGUCCUGUUGUAUAAAAUACAUUUCUCCGUGCUGGUUCUUCUGUAUAAUGUAAUAUCAUUCUCAGUCGUGUUGUAAGACAAAAAAAAAACCUUCUGUGAUAUGUGCUACAAUGCAACUGCUUCAGGAAAGGUUGAGAAGACAUGAUGUCACCGUGUCACAUUGGACCGUGUCAACUGCGUGUCUAACGGCGAACGACGCUGCAAAUCAUUCCUCUACACGCAAACACCCCGCCAUGUCAUUUCUUACCUCUCCAGGUGUACAUACAUACAUUCUCACAAAAAAUAACUCCAGGUUCAUACCUUAACCAGUAUCAUGGUACCAUUUUUAUAUCAUAUAUACUUAUAGUUGUGUGAAAUGUGUUUUAAGGGAAAUUAUUUUCUUUACUUGUCCUGAAACGGAUCCGACUUCUACUGCAUUAAGUCGACCAUUUGCAUAUUUUUUUCGUAUUAUAAUUUGAUUUUUGUUCUGUACUUUCGUAAGCUGUUGUCUGUUGAUUUUUUGUAUUGUGUGACUGUUUUGAGUUGACCAAACCGUUUCACGUUUAAGGUAAGAGUUCUCAAUUUUUAUUCUCGCAUUUUAGGGGUGACGGUGAAGCUUGAUCAACAGAUUCCCGUUGAGAUGUUAGUCUUUGACCACUCCCUAGUACCACUUCCCAGAGUACUGUUAUUGCCAUACUAUCACUUUUCGGACCACAAUGUCAAUAUUACCAGACUGCUACCGUCAACCCCCACAACAGGUUUGGGUGUCCCCACUGGGCUCUGGCACAGCCUUGUUGACGUCAGUUUUUACAACACUACCUAGUGACCAAUGUUUGGUAUAAUCUGGUUACCCACUUCAAUUUUGUACGGUUUUAGUAUGAUUGAUUUAUGUUCCAUUUGAAUACUUAUAAAGGUUUAUUGUUAUUUCAACAAACAUUUAUUUUUUCAUGUUUUUGUACUGAUGGCGUGUUGGGUGGCGCCAGCGUCCAGACACGUGUUAUCAUGGGAGACCUUUGCUGAAGUCAUCACAAUAUGUUAUAAGAUGACCUGCCUGACAAGCAAUGCAAUUGCAUGGAAGGUUAAUUAUUUUGUAAAGACUUUUUCAGAAAUUGAUGUAAAGCUGUUGCUCCUUAAGUGUACUUCAGAAAUUAUUGAAAUCAGAUGAGGUGUAAUAAUGUUAUUUUUUGAAAAUGUAAUUAUAUACCUUUUGAAUCUACAUGUCUAAAUAGGUUACUAGUCUUCCUUGGAAAGUUAUCAAAAUUGUAGUCAAUAAAAUGCGAUGUAAU